Messenger RNA from Botrytis fragariae, 2349 nucleotides. RefSeq names its product putative mfs sugar protein. NCBI's taxonomy places the organism in Eukaryota, Fungi, Ascomycota, Leotiomycetes, Helotiales, Sclerotiniaceae. Gene Ontology annotation, molecular function: carbohydrate:proton symporter activity. Bases 1 to 2349 code for a protein of 782 amino acids. The record is from RefSeq and is a predicted model, not a curated record. The transcript is spliced from 7 exons. Gene Ontology annotation, biological process: transmembrane transport; carbohydrate transport. Gene Ontology annotation, cellular component: membrane.
AUGUUCUCACUUAAACCCAUCACCAUAUCAAAACCCAAAGGCUACACCAUCUUUGCAUCUCUUAUUUCCCUGGGUGGUUUCCUCAAUGGCUAUGAUACCGGAUCCAUUGGUGCAAUCACCAGUAUGUCAUCUUUUACCUCGAAAAUUGGAGAUUUAUCACCCCUACUCCGUGGUUUCACAGUCUCAUUAAUCAUGAUGACUGGUGCUAUGCCCUCUAUUUUCGGUGGUAAACUGGCUGAGAGGAUCGGCCAUCUUUAUGUGGUUAUGGCUGGAUCGCUUGUUUUUGCAUUAGGAACGGGAAUGGAAGCUGGUGCAGAUGAAUUGGGGGUUUUGUUAGCAGGAAGAGCACUCGCUGGUUUAGGCGAGGGUUUGUGGUUGGGGUGUGUUAGUGUAUAUAUCACCGAGACAGCACCGUGUGCAUCACGAGGAACGCUCGUUUCGCUACCACAAUUCAUGUGCACAGCUGGUGUUUGCGCAGGAUAUUUUACUUGUUUUGGCUCUGCCCGCUUGGAGUCUUCGAUGUCGUGGCGAGCCCCGUUCAUUAUUCAGUCGUUACUUGCUGUUGUCCUCGCAGCCUUCUGUGCUUACUUGCCGGAUUCACCAAGAUGGCUUCUACAUAAGGGGAGAAGAGAAGAAGCAUUGCGGGCACUAGAAAGAUUGGGGAUUGAGAAAGAAGAAGCGGAGAAGGACAUUUUGGUUCCACUCCCAGUUGCUGUGGAUGUAAAGAAGGGAAUCAGGGGUUUCUUGAGAAUCUUCGAGAAAGAGUAUAGGAGCAGAACUUUCUUGGCAGUUUUCUUGUUGGGAGCGUUGCAAUUAAGUGGGAUUGAUGGGUACGCACCAACUCUCUUCGAAACUGCAGGUUUACCCGGAACAACGUCCACGUUUCUCGCUUCGGGGGUGAGUGCCAUACUUAUGGUCGCCAUCACCAUCCCAGCUACCCUUUACGUCGAUCAAUGGGGGCGUCGUACAUCCGGUCUAGUUGGCGGUAUCAUACUAUCCUCGUCGAUGUUCAUUAUCGGCGCACUAUAUCUUUCGGAUUCUGUCCAUUCCUAUGGGAUUGUACGCUGGGUCGUCGUGGUUUUAAUUUUUGUAUUUGCGCUGACGUAUUGUGCGACAUGGGCGGUCAUGGGAAAGAUUUAUGCUAGCGAGAUUCAACCCAUGAAGACUAGAAAUGAGGCAAAUAGUUUGGCUCAGGGGGUGAGCUUUUUCGCAAAUUGGUUGGUGGCGUUCUUGACACCGAUUUUCCUGGCUCAUUCUAGUUAUGGUGCUUAUUUCAUGUUUGGAGGCUUCUCAUUGCUGGCCGUUUUUGUAAUGGCUAUCUGGAUGCCAGAGACGCGAUUGAGGUCUCUAGAGGAUAUCCAAGCUGGGUUCCAAAGACUGACGACGAAGAGCGGCAGUGAUGAUGAGAAUGCUGGUGGAAAGAUGAAUGGUAAGAUGAGGUUGAGGAGGCUAUUGAAGGGACCGAUCUUGGUAGGAUUGGAGAUACAGACGGAAGGCGUGGUAUCGGGAAGCGGAAGUGAUGCUAGUGGUCUAGGGCCGAUGAGGAUUGAGUUGAGUAGUCACCGCGCGAUACGUCGCCCCCUCUCCUUCAUCAUCGACUUCGCAGCUCAACAAUAUGGCAUGCUAUCCUCCCCAAAUAUGAAAGAUAUCCACGAUGCGCAUCUUUCAUUCUGGUCUCCUCAACCAUACGCCAUUGCACUCUUCUUUUUCCCGCAACAGAUCUUCCAACUUGUAUGGUUAUAUCGAUUGUGGAAAUUGGAUCCGAAGAAAAGUAUCAAGGAGAAGGAGGAGGUAGAUAAGAUGAUGGAUUUCGUACCGUUUUAUUGCGUGGGGAAUUUGUGUAUUGCUUCCUGGAUGAUUUUCUGGAACUCCGCUUCCCUCAAAACCGCAAAUAUAUUCGUGCUGAUCAAUUCCCUCACUCAACUUUACUACAUAUUUGCUCGUCAACCAGCUAUGAACACACAAUCCACCUCUUCAAUCCUCACCCAUGUAGUUUCCAAAACUUUCGCCGGAAUCGGUGUUUUGGAUCUUCUGCACAAUGGCUCUGUAGCCUAUUUUGACCAUGAGGGUCCUUCAACCGCUGUUAAAAUCGUUACAGGAUUGGGAUUCGGUAUGUUGGCUAGUAAUAGUGAUUGGAUUUUCGGUGGAUGUUUAGUGUACGAUUUGGUAGCGUUGGCGGUUGGUCAGAGACAGAUUGGAGAGACGGGGUGGAGUAAUUUAUUGGGGGCUUAUGCUGUGGGUACGGCGGGCUUGGUGGGAUUGAGAAACUGGGCUAGGCCGCCUUAUGUUUCGAAGGUUGAUGGAUAUGAGUCUACACCGUCUGAUGACGAGGAUAAUAUUAUUGUUUAG